AGAUUAUGUGAGCUGCUGCGUCAGUCUUCUAAUGUCUUGCACUGAAUACUCAUGGUAUGUCUGAAGGACAGAUCUCGUGUGUGUUCUGAACGUACCAGGUUGUCCUCAUGAGUACUCCAGUGGAGAAUGUCCAUGAUCUUAUUUGCCUGUGUGGUGCGGGUGAGGGAUGGACUUCCCCUCUCAGCCUCCACAGAUUUUCAUUUCAACCAGGACUUUCUGGAAUGCAGAAAGAGAUUAAAGGCGUUAUCCUCAAUUCUGGCACAGUAUCCAAGUCGAGGCACGGCAAAAGGACGUGACCUUAGCAUACAUUUCCUUUCUUCUGGGGAUAUUGCCUGCAUGGCAAUCUGUUCCAGCAGUUACUCAACCAUCAUGGCGUUUUGCUUCCUGGAAGAGCUUCAGUGGGAAUUUGCUGCUUCCUACGAUACAACAAGCAUCGGUUUAGCUUCCAGACCAUAUGCUUUUCUUGAAUUUGAUAACAUUAUUCAGAAAGUGAAAUGCCAUUUUAACUGUGCGAGUGGCUCUCAAAUGAAGGCCAACUGGGAGAAGGUUGAGGAGGAGCUGAAGUUCCGGCCCCCGGUUCAGCUGAAACUAGAGGAUACAGAGCUGAUGAAUGGGAUGACUAACGGUGGGCAUGCAGGCGUUCAUGUGGAGGUUGUCCCUACUUACAGAAUGCAGCGUGUGACUCCCCUGGGGAUUCUGUCGCUUGUUCUGAACAUCAUGUGUGGAGCUUUGAAUCUCAUUCGAGGAGUUCACCUAGCAGAGUAUUCAUUUCAGGAGGACCGUGAAGGAAUUGGAAAUGUGAUAUCUUUUUUCCUACCUUUUCUCGCCUGUGUUUUUCAGUGUUACUUGUACCUCUUCUACAGCUCGGCAAGGAAGGUGAAGACGUUUGUACUCUUCUUCUCUGUCUGUUUAUGCAACAUUUACUUGUAUGGAUUACGGAACCUCUGGCAAAUAGCCUUUCACAUAGGAGUGGCAUCUCUUUCUUCUUAUCAGAUACUGACAAGGCAACUUAUGGAGAAACAGCCUGACUGCGGAGUAUGAAAAAGACUUUGGGUUUGCUACUCUAUUUUUACAACUUUUUUUGUAUUAAACUGGCCAAAAAUAGCUUGGAGUGAUUUUAAAGAUUUGUGACAAUGGUUAUUGCAAGGAGGAUAUUUCAAAGCAACUUGAAAUAAAGUAGGAUACUGUAAUCAUGUCAAACAUACAGUGGGGAAUGUAGCUGUCUUUAACAUGGCAUGUGGUAAUUGUGCAUGGUAGAUUUUGUCAGGUGUCAUCAACAGACGGAGGUUCUCCUUACCAUAAACAGGCUUUUACUGCUUGACUAAUACCAUCUAGACAGCAUUUUGCCAUUUGUCUUACUGGCUUUGUAACAGUUUGACAGGUCAAUGUCUUGCCCUGCCAGUGCUUCCAAAAAUAUUAAAAUUGUGCAGUAAAAUGAAGAUAAAGUGGUGGGUAACAUUUUUGUCUAUAGAAUUUGUUAAGCAUUAAGAUUCUUGGUAAAUGUAGGUAAAGGAGUUGUUUGCCAUAAUUAGAUAAGUUCAAUAUCAGUGGGAAAAAUUGCUAGGAUGACCUUCAGGGUAAUUUUUCUAGGUUUUGACAGAAAGGAAAAGGUUGUGGCUCUUCUAAAAACCAUAAAGGCUAUAAAUAUCUCCUGGCUAAACAGCGCAUCGUAGUUAAGUAUGUGCUCAUUGGUUAAUUGCUAAUACGCUUAGGGCAGCAUAAAAUAAACCAAGUGAAUAUAAGUGAUCUUUCAGCUCAAGUGGCCUUUAUUUCCUUGGUUAAGGUCGUACUUAGUAUAAGGGUAAUUCCAUGUUUGCUUGGUCUGUACGGAUAAUAAAUCUUCCAAGCCUACUUAUGACAGGCCACUGACUCCUUCACCUUUUUUAAAAAAAUGUAUAGCUGGUGAGUGGAAAGCCAUUUCCAGUAAUGGAAGGCAAGAGCAGGUUCUCUUUAUUACAUAAAACACCUUUAGUUAAUGGUGUUGAGUUCUUACACUAAGAUGAAUUUAUGAGUGUGCACUUUUGAAUGUAGUACUCAAGAGCUGAAAUUCUUAACCUCUGCUGCACUGGGUAUUCUUAUAUGUAAUGUAUUGAGGUGCAUAUGGGCAUUUUAGAACAUAUAUGAAUAAUUUAGGCUGUCUG
This is a messenger RNA of Aptenodytes forsteri (emperor penguin), 2141 nucleotides long. It is a transcript of the gene SEC22C, whose product is annotated as SEC22 homolog C, vesicle trafficking protein. The record is from RefSeq and is a predicted model, not a curated record. NCBI's taxonomy places the organism in Eukaryota, Metazoa, Chordata, Aves, Sphenisciformes, Spheniscidae. Gene Ontology annotation, biological process: endoplasmic reticulum to Golgi vesicle-mediated transport. The transcript has 7 exons. Bases 127 to 1041 code for a protein of 304 amino acids.